Molecule: messenger RNA, 1113 nt
Organism: Cololabis saira (Pacific saury)
Lineage: Eukaryota; Metazoa; Chordata; Actinopteri; Beloniformes; Belonidae
Gene: tmem18
Product: transmembrane protein 18
Exons: 5
Coding region: 87-542 (151 amino acids)
Cellular component (GO): nuclear membrane
Source: RefSeq, a predicted model, not a curated record
UUCCGCAUUUCUUGCCUUGUUUACAUCAGUCGGGAGACCGAGACGGACGAUAUAUUUAAUUCGUCCUGUUUAGUGUUUUCUAAAACAUGACGGAUCAAAAACCAGAGAAUAUCAGUUCUAUACCCAUUGAUGGAUUCAGCCACUUAAAAAUAACGUCCAUAUGGACUUUCCUCAUGUCUGUUCAGUGGUCAGAGCCGUGGCUGGUCGGGCUGCUGCUGUUUCAUGUGGGGUGUGUGCUGGUGACCGCGGUGACCUGCAGGUAUUACAGAGCGCAGAUCUGCCACUUCCUGCUCACUGUUGCACUGGUUUAUAGUGCUGAAUAUCUAAAUGAGCUGGCAGCUAUGAACUGGAGGUCCUUUUCAAAUUUCCAGUAUUUUGACUCCAAGGGCAUGUUCAUUUCAUUGGUCUACUCAAUUCCUCUUCUUCUCAAUGCAAUGAUCAUUGUGAUGGUGUGGGUGUACAGGACCUUUUCCGCCAUGACUGAACUGAAGACACUUCAGCUGAAGAGGAAGGCCCGCCAAAAGAGAGAGAAGAAUGACUGAUCCCUCUCCGUAUGUCCGUACAUGGGCUUCGUUUGGUGGAACUUUGAAUAGCUUCUCUGCUAAUCCAGAAUUUUGGAAAAAGAAAGCAGAUUCUUGUGACUUAAAAGGAUUGUUCGGUCAUGUCAAUAAUAUCAGGAAUGGGGGUCUUUUUUUCUUUUCUUUUUUCCUUUUCUGCAGUGUCAAUUGACAUAUGAUGCUGCCGUUUUGGAUUUAUGGACACCAAAGGACAUUAACUGUUUUGUAUUAUUUUUGUCUUCACUGUUUUAAAAUGCAAGUUAAAAAAAUAUUUUUUAAUAGCUUUUUCUUGAGUUAAGCAUAUGAACCAUACAGAAAAGAGAUGUUUGUGUGUUUUCUUCUAACACAUGACCAGCAGGGAAAACAAGGAAGCAAAGCUAGAAGCAUGUUUUUUUUUUUUUUUUCAAAAUUACAGUGUUUCGUUUACAGCCCCUCAAAAAUGGCAGAUUAAGGUUUUGUAUCCAACAUCAGUCAUCACUAUUUUUUAGACAUAUCCAUAACAUAAACCAACGAAUGGAAACUUUACUUUUACAUAAUAAAAAUACCAUACAAUACA